AAUCUUACUAUUUAAAUACGAAAAAUAUGUGGCAUGGAUCGUGGUUGAUUUCCUUCCAUGCUCCAUCUCUUUUGGCUCUUCUGCACACUUGGAAGCACUCAUAUCUUAUUUUAAAGUACCCAAAUCUAAGACACAUCUGACCAGACACAGUUAGACCAGGAACCUAACAUGAUAUAUCUUAUUGCAAAGCAGACUUGAUGACAUCUAACCUACAUACAGAAUGGGAGCCUUCGCCAUCUCCUACUGUACCAAUCUGUACUCUACCCAAAUAUACACCAACUCAUCAUCAAAAGCAAGGAGACACUCAAGAUUGUCUUCAACCAUUCAUGUUUUUCCAUUCAACGUUUGCUUAAAGAGAAAGAAAGUAGCUCACAGAUGGCAUUCAAUGGUCUUGGCAACAGCAGCAGGAGACCAGCCCGUAAUUCAGGAAUUGUCAAACCCAAAGAUGCUAGAAGAUAUGAUACAGCAAGCUAGAGCUGCUGUAGAAAAUGGUCUUAGAGAUGGAAAGUCACGCCAAAUGCUACAACUCUUGCUACCUGUAGAUCAACGACAACUCAACUUUCUUGACACUGAACCAAGAGACUAUCCAUGUGGUAUAAGAGAGGAAUUCAAUGCUUGCUCCAGAGUUGUGACAUCAAUUCUUCAAGGUUUACAAGUGACAGAAGGAAGUGCCAAAAUACUAUCAAGACCCUUUGGAGAAUUUGAAAAUGAGAUGGAUCCCAUGGCUGUUUUGUAUCCUACAAAUAGUUCAGUGGCUUCUAUAGUGUUUCCCAUAUCAGAUUCACUGAAACAGAUUAAAUCACUUGCUAAGGAUUCUGAAAAGAGGCCUGUGCUUAUAGUGAACCCACAGUGGAGGUCAACUGGUCAAGUUGUUUCUGACUUUGGAUUUGGUCCUUGGAAGAGACAAGCAGAGGAAUUUCUUGCCUCUUUUGAACCGGUAUAUGUACUUCUAGAACAGCGGGUUGGUGAAGCAUCAAAUAUACUUUCUGGAGUAGGAGGGGUUGUAAGAAUCUUGAGAUUUUAUCCAUCAGAUUGGCAGAUUUAUUUAAUGGCAUGGGAUGGCACAAGUGACUUAAUUGGAACAACAGAAAAACAACCAACAUACAAAGAGUUGGAAAAAUUUGUUGUAGAGGCAAGAAAAAGAAUACCAUGGAAAGCACCUCCUCGCAUGGUGGGAGGAUCAGAGCCUGCUCCACCUCCAUUACCCAAGUCAUUAUCCAGACUACUAUCAGAUGAAGAGAUUAAUGAGAUGGACAAAAUUUCAUUAAGGCAAGCUUUGAUAGCUCGGGAGCUUCCCACGUCUGGAAAGAUUGAAACAUUAAAGGAAAGGCUUAAGGAUGCCCAAAAGAAUUCCAUUAAACCCUAAAAACUACAGAAACCUAACAAGCUUUAGGAUUCUGAAACUCUUCCUACAGUUCAGCAUAUGAAGGCAGAUGCAGAUUUGAUAAUGUCACGAAAUGAGUAAAAAUUUAUAGAAAACUUGACGAGUAUGCUAAUUAAUUUUGAACAAAUCUACGUCUAUUUGUAUACUUGGUAAGAAGUGAAAAAGAAAAGAAAAGAAAUCUGGUUAAGAACGA
Molecule: messenger RNA, 1577 nt
Organism: Cryptomeria japonica (Japanese cedar)
Lineage: Eukaryota; Viridiplantae; Streptophyta; Pinopsida; Cupressales; Cupressaceae
Exons: 7
Coding region: 221-1366 (381 amino acids)
Source: RefSeq, a predicted model, not a curated record